Messenger RNA from Colletotrichum destructivum, 1905 nucleotides. Its product is annotated as Putative ribophorin I. The coding region runs from base 207 to 1691 and encodes 494 amino acids. The transcript is spliced from 3 exons. The record is from RefSeq and is a predicted model, not a curated record. Lineage: Eukaryota; Fungi; Ascomycota; Sordariomycetes; Glomerellales; Glomerellaceae. Gene Ontology annotation, cellular component: membrane; oligosaccharyltransferase complex.
GCUUGCAGCUUCUCAUGGCCCGUGCACAGCGUCAAGCAACGUAUUCCGUAAGCUUUUGGCUGGGGGUAGCUGUCUCAGGAGCCAGAUCAUCAAUUCGGCAUGGAGUGAAAGUCCCAAUUGCGCCUUAACAACUGCUCCUCUCCAUCCUCGAUUCUCAUUGCCGGGAGCGCUCUGUCAAUGAGCAUCCUCCUCGAAGUUCCUACAUCAUGAGAGCCUUCGCCAUUGCCGCCGGCCUUCUGAGCCUGCUCUCCCCGGUCAUCGCAAGCUCCGAUUCGAGUGCGGCAGACAAGGUGUCGGAAGUCAACCUGCCCACCAACUUCAAGCCGCCCCAGGUCUUCAAGAACGUCAACCUUGUCCACAUCGUCUCUUUGGAGAAGAACUACGUCAAGGAGUCCAUCAAUGUCUUGAUUGAGAACAUUGACAAGCAACCCCAAGAUGAAUACUAUCUACCCUUUACCCCCAAUCAGAUGUCGCGUAUCGGAGGCUUCGAAACCAAGGACAGAAAGAACCCCGAAACUGGUCUGUUUGCCGUCGACGCCGUCGAGAUCGACCCCCUGAGUGAGACUCAGUACUUCAAGAUCCGGCUCCCUACGCCCUUGAAGGCAGGCGGCCAGCAGACACUGAGCAUCUCCUACUACUUCCUCCGGGCCUACAAUCCUCUCCCUGCGUCGAUCGCCCAAGAUGAGCAACAGUACCUCGCCUACGACUUCUCCGUGUACGCGCCAUCGGCCUACGUCACCUCGAAGCAGAAGACCGAGGUCAAGUCCCACUCGUCCAACAUUCCCGACUACACAAGGUUCCCCGGAAGCGGAGACAUCAAGGAGUUCCCUCAGAAACAGGGAGCUAAGCUCGUCUACGGUCCCUUUGACGAAAAGCCUGCUGGCGCAGUUGCUGCUGCUCAGGUGCGGUUCGAGUUCACCAAGCCCGUCACUCAUGUCGCCAGGCUCGACCGCGACAUCGAAGUCAGCCACUGGGGUGGAAAUGUGGCUUUCGAGGAGCGAUACGAGCUCUACCACCGCGGCGCGAACCUGUCCAAGCUUUUCAACCGAGUCAAGUGGGCGCAGGCGCAGUACUACAACCCCAACACGUACGCCCUUAAGGAAUUGAAGUUCCCGUUGAAGGUCGGAAGCGCCGAUCCCUACUUUGUCGAUGUCAUCGGCAACGUCUCUACAUCGAAGUUCCGCAGCAACAAACGUGAGGCUCUUUUGGAGAUCAAGCCGCGCUACCCUAUCUUCGGUGGCUGGAAGUACCCCUUCACCAUUGGCUGGAACUCGGACGCCAAGAACUUCGUGCGUACUGUCGAGGCUGGCAAGUACGUUGUCAACGUCCCCUUCUUGGAGGGUCCCAAGCAGCCCGAGGGCGUCGAGUACGGCCAGGUCAACCUGCAGAUCCUUCUGCCAGAGGGAGCAACAAAUGUCAAGUUCUACACCAGCCUUCCCCAGUCCGCCAUCACGGACACAGCCAUCGGUGUCCACAAGACGUACCUCGACACUGUCGGUCGCACAUCUGUCACCAUCAAGGCGAACAACUUAGUAGACGAGUUCCGUGACCGGGAAGUGAUUGUUUCGUACGAGUACUCGGUGGUCUCGGCCCUGCGGAAGCCUAUUGUCAUCUUUAGCAGCACGGUUGUUCUAUUUGUCGCCGCUUGGCUCGUUGGAGGUCUGAACCCCAAGAUCUCAAGCAAGAACUAGAGUAGGUAGCGUCUUUAGACAAUGGGAUGGUGGCUUUCCUAGGUAGCAUUGUACAUGUAUCAUCAGACGGGCAUCUAAAAGCAGAAAGCGGAACCGAUGGCUUUAGAGAAUUAUGAUUGGACUGAAAGAUUGAUCCCGAUUUACAGUGGGAUUGUCAGUGAUUCCUUACGAUAUACUGCAUGUCAAAUUGUGCUGAUCAUAGAUAUUGACUGGC